AUGGCUCGUCCUAUGGGAGCAUCAAGAUGCCCUGAGAAGGCAACUCAACGACGCCAUUGGGCCGCAACCCCUUGCCUGGCCCUUAUCCACAUUCGGGGUCGUCUGCAUCUUCUGGGAUGCUGGGAUUCCGGGGCAUGA
Colletotrichum truncatum is the source of this 138-nucleotide messenger RNA. RefSeq lists its product as uncharacterized. Lineage: Eukaryota; Fungi; Ascomycota; Sordariomycetes; Glomerellales; Glomerellaceae. The record is from RefSeq and is a predicted model, not a curated record.